UUUUUUUAAAUAACAAUAGAUAAUUGCAUAUUAAUUUUUAUUUUUUAACAUGAACACAUAUUAAAAAUCCUAUGCAUUUAUAGAUCCCUUGGUAGAAGCCGCGUUGCAGCGCUUAAAGAUAACAGAGUGCGUCUGCUGCAUGAUGUCAUCGAGCUCAGGGAAGAUGGCUGCGGUGUGUGGUGGAGAUGGAUGCUUGGGAUUAAUUGGGCAGAUUUCUGAUGCACAUGGGAAAAAACUGACCGAUCUGCCGGCAGAGUUACUCGAGUUCAUCCUGUGCUUCCCUGCUCUCAGUUACUUUGACAUAGCCAGCGUGUCUUGCAGCUGUAAGCGUCUACAUGACGUCUGUCACGGCAGGGGAAAGGUCUGGGAACACCAGUAUAAACUCAGAUGGCCCAGGUUGCUGAAGUACUACCGGCAGCUGGAGUGCUGUGAUUGGCUGAAGGAGUUCCGAACACGCCAAUCCGUGGGAUUGCAGAUCCGAAAAUCCAUCAAGUCGUUUUCCAAGCGCUUCUUUGUGGAAGUUCCUUGCGUUGGCCAGGUUCUGGGGGACAGCUUCAAGGAGCUCGAGUCCCUUGGAGCCCCCGAGCACUUCUGUGAGGACGAGCUGAUCUCCAUCCUGAACUCCGACAAGAGGAAGGGUUUGACGCUCAAGUACUAUGCAAAGAAAAUUCUUUACUUCCUUCGACAACAAAACGUCCUGAAGAGCCUGAAGGGUUUCUUCGGGAGAUCCCCAGACCAGCAGUGCCCCCUGGAGGGGGCUGUCCUGAUAGACCAGUACUGUAACCCUCUGGCAGAAAUCUCCCUAGAGAGCAUCUCAGCUCAGCUGGAGGAGAUUACUGCCAAGAUCAAGAAGACCCUGCAGGUGAAAAACCCAACACAUCCCAGUUUGAGAGAGGCAGGUGAGGAUCUGUCAACCCUGAUCCAUAGUUACAUUUGGAAGAGCCUUUAUAAAAGUUAACUAUAGCAUAGCAUA
Polyodon spathula (Mississippi paddlefish) is the source of this 973-nucleotide messenger RNA. RefSeq names its product F-box only protein 21-like. The transcript has 5 exons. The coding region runs from base 140 to 958 and encodes 272 amino acids. The record is from RefSeq and is a predicted model, not a curated record. NCBI's taxonomy places the organism in Eukaryota, Metazoa, Chordata, Actinopteri, Acipenseriformes, Polyodontidae. Gene Ontology annotation, molecular function: protein binding.